This is a messenger RNA of Culex quinquefasciatus (southern house mosquito), 1872 nucleotides long. RefSeq names its product prolyl 4-hydroxylase subunit alpha-1. Gene Ontology annotation, biological process: peptidyl-proline hydroxylation to 4-hydroxy-L-proline. Gene Ontology annotation, cellular component: endoplasmic reticulum. The record is from RefSeq and is a predicted model, not a curated record. The transcript is spliced from 3 exons. Gene Ontology annotation, molecular function: L-ascorbic acid binding; protein binding; iron ion binding. The coding region runs from base 217 to 1767 and encodes 516 amino acids. Lineage: Eukaryota; Metazoa; Arthropoda; Insecta; Diptera; Culicidae.
CCUUGAAAUAAAAAUUGCAGUUAGCAAGCAUGCUUUUCUUUCGGAUACAAGCCAAUGACAACUCCGGAACGUCGUUUAGCGCAAAAAGAAAACAACUUACAAGCCUUUUUUUCGUGACUCUUAUCAGGCCGAAUCUUCCGAUAAGGGGUUCCGAACCGUGCGUUCGCGGGGGUGACCACGCGUUCCGGUUCAGUUGUGCGUUGUCGAGUUCCCGGAAUGGCCGCAAGUAAGGCAUUGCUGCCGUUGCUGACGUUGGUGGUCGUGGCAAUUGGCCAGGACCAGCACAUCCCGAGCGAGUUCUACUCGUCGGUGGUGAACAUGGAGCUGCUGCUGAAGAGCGAGCUGGCCAUUCUGGACCGGUUGGAUCGGUUUAUACUGCUGUCGGAGGAAAAGGUCGCGUUCUUGAAGCGGGAGCGCGAUAGACUGCGCGCGGAUAUCGAGGGAGCGGAGGAGAGUCCGCUGGUGUACGUUUCGAACCCGGUCAGUGCGUUCCUGAUGACGAAGCGGUUGGUGAAGGACUAUCAGGAUAUUGACGAGCUGAUACGGAAGGGAGUUGGCAUUGAUUUGAUUGAUGGUACGACGGUGCUGCCGACCGAGGAGGACCUGCAGGGGAUAGCGGAGGGGUUGUCGAGGCUGCAAGAUCUGUACAUGAUGGAAGCUACCGACCUGGCCAAGGGGAACGUGUACGGGCACAAGCUGGUUCGAGAGCUGACUCCCGACGAAUGCUACCGGGUUGGGUUAGCUUUGGCACAGGGCAAGUACUUCACGAACGCCAACCAGUGGUUCCGAGAAGCGUUGCGACGGUGGAAGGCGGAGGACUCUCCCGGGAUCAGCAAAUUUGAGAUUCUGGACUACUUCACGUACAGCUUGACCGAAGACGGUGAACACGAGGAAGCUAUGAAGUUGACAGAGGAACUGUUGAAACUGGAUCCAAAGAACGCUGCAGUCCUCUCGAAGAAGAAGGUCAUCCAAGAUUGGUUGGACCACGUCGAGCUGAACGGUCGAACGGUGAAGCCACCUCGAGCAGUUCCUCACCCGCUGUACGAACCGCUCUGUCGCGGAGAUCACCAACGACCCCCUUCGGAAACCUCCAACCUCUACUGCCGCUACCACAUGAGCACAUCGCCCUUCCUCCGGCUGGCACCCCUCAAACAAGAGGUAGUAAACCUGGACCCGUUCGUCGCCGUCUACCACGACGCUGCGUCGGCCGCGGAGAUCAACAAGGUCAUCGAGCUGGGCCGUCCGCAGAUCAACCGGUCGAUGGUGGGGGACGCCGCCAAGAAGGAGGUGUCCAAGUCGCGCACCAGCCAGAACUCGUGGCUCACGGACUUCGACCAUCCGGUCGUGGCGGCACUCAGCCGGCGCACCAAGGACAUGGCCCUGGGGCUGGACGAGACCGCGUACGAGUCGCUGCAGGUCAACAACUACGGCAUCGGCGGACACUACCUGCCGCACUACGACUGGAGCAGGGAGGAGAAUCCGUACCCGGAGCUGAAAACUGGGAACCGCAUUGCGACGCUUAUGUUCUACCUAAGUGACGUGGAGGAGGGUGGCGCCACGGUCUUCCCCCACCUGGGCGUCGGCGUGUUCCCGAAGAAGGGAACCGCCAUCUUCUGGUACAACCUGCGGGCCAGCGGCAAGGGGGACGAAAAGACGCUGCACGGAGCGUGCCCGGUACUGAUCGGGUCCAAGUGGGUGGCCAACAAGUGGAUCCACGAGCGGCACCAGGAGUUUGUGCGACCUUGCGACCCGGACCCGGAGAAAUGACCAAGCGGGAGUUGCUGGUGUUGUGCGAAUAAAUCGGAAAGAGUGAUAACGUGUUGUGCUGUCGUUGGGGACGCUUAUCGAAGAAUCUUGUGUAGUUUUGUAACA